UGGAGAAGCAGCAACACCGCCUGUGGAUCAGUUCAAUUUACAGCCUAGGUGUGCCAUGCUGCAAGUAUAGCAGGCUGUAUUUCACGCCCAAACGCAGGUGAAGGAAUGCCGCCCCCGUGAAAAGCUGACCCUGGAUGAUAAUAUCUUAUGUGAAUGUCAAUAUGUCUACUAAAGGACGUCUACAGGUUUGUCAACAUAGAUCCCUGAUGUUUUCAGUCUGCUGCCAGUCUGUUUAGUUAGUUAACCCAUCUCUUCCUGGAUCAGACCACCAUCACCCUGCUGCACCACACCCUGAGACCCUCCUCAGACACCUGGCCAAUCGCUGGCUCUGAACAGCGUUGCCAUGGACACUGAGUCUAUCCACUCUGGCUACUCCAGCCACUCCAACAUAUCCAACAGACAUGGCGAGCAGAGUCGGCGUGAGCGUCGUAAGCUCAGCAGUAAGGACAGUAGCCGGUCAGAGAGGUCUGUCAUCAUCAACACCCCCGACGGGCCCACUCAGGCUUUCCCCACCCACAACAGCGAGCCCCUGCUGAAAGUUCCUACCUCUGUGGCUGGAGACGAGGCGCCAAGCCUCCAGGAUGAUAACUGGGGGGAGACCACCACGGCGGUAACCGGCACCUCAGAGCUCAGUCUAUCCCAGGAGGAGGUGGUUGGUCUGUGGAAGGGACCGGAGGACGGUCAGGGGCAGGGAUGUCGGAGCUACACUCCCCUGGUUCUGGGCUUCUGUGUGGGGCUACUGGUCCUGGCCACCCCCCUGGCAUUCCUGGUCCUCCCGGCAGUGCUGUGGCCGGCUAGGCUGCAGGCCUGUGGCUCUGCCUGUGAGGGCCUCUUCCUCUCUGUGUCCUGUAAACUCCUCAUUCUUCUGCUUGCUGUUUGGGCUAUCUUCCUGCGCCAGGCCAGUGCCAGCCUGCCCAGAGUGUGUGUGUACCGUGCUCUCCUGGCCACGCUCACACUACUACUCACACUCUCCUACUGGUUGUUCUAUGGGGUCCGCAUCCUCGACUCACAGGAUGAGGACUACCAAGGUAUCGUCCAGUUUGCUGUGUCUCUGGUGGACUCUCUGCUGUUUGUCCACUACCUGGCCAUCGUACUGCUGGAGAUCAGACAUCUCCAGCCCUGCUAUAGCCUGUGUGUUAUACGCUCCACUGACGGAGAGACACGCUGCUACAACCUGGGACAGCUCAGUGUUCAGAGGGCAGCUCUGUCUCUGCUAGAGUUCUACUACAGAGACUUCCCUCUUCAUAACCCCGCCCUUCUCUCCGCCUCCAAGCACCGUGCCGCCAAGCAUCUGGCCGGCCUCAAGGUCUACAUCGUGGAUGGCCCAGGGAACCCGGCGGGGCCGGCAGAGGUGUCGGGGGGACUGCAGGUGGGGGGUAAGUCUCGGGCCAUGAUCUCUGCAGCAGCCAGGCACAGAGACACCACUCACAACGAGCUUUACUACGAAGAGGCAGACUAUGACCGACGGGUCCGCAAACGCAGAGCCAGGCUGGUGGUGGCUGUGGAGGAGGCCUUCAUGCAUGUGAGGCGGAUGCAGCAGGAGGAGCAGGAAGCGUCCCCCGGGGAUGUGAUGGACGUACGGGAGGCGGCCCUGGCCAUCUUCCCCUCCAUGGCCCGCGCCCUGCAGAAAUACCUCCGAACCACCAAGAGGCAGCACUGCCACAGCAUGAACAGCAUCCAGAGACACCUGGCCUUCUGCCUCAAACACAACAUGAGCCCCAAGGCAUUCCUGGAGGCCUACCUGUCCCCUGGUCCUACGCUGCAGUACGGUCAAGAGCGCUGGAUGGCCGGUCAGUGGACUCUGGUCAGCGAGGCUGCGGUCACCAGCGGUCUAAAGGAGGGCAUGGUCUUCUCACUUAGGUGUCUAGACUUCAGCCUAGCGGUCGCGGUCAAGUCCAUCCCCUACAUUCAAAUGACCGAGGAGUACGUCGACCCCAAGUCACACAAGUUUACCCUGUGUCUCCAAUCUGAAACAUCAGUCUAACAGACACGAAGGACCGUGGCUAUUCUAUAAUUACAGUAUCUUACCAUUUUGGUAUGUUUUUUUGUUCUGUUUCUUAAACCCUUUUUUACUUUAUGCUCUUAUUGUUGUAUUUUGAGUCUCUUCAAUUAUUUAUAUUACUGGUAUUUAUAAAGAUUAUAUUUGGCUACUUUGAGAUUUUUUAUUGUAUUGACAGUGCAUUCGGAAAGUAUUCAGACCCCUUGACUUUUUCCACAUUUUGUUAUGUUACAGCC
Messenger RNA from Coregonus clupeaformis (lake whitefish), 2235 nucleotides. RefSeq names its product vang-like protein 1. The record is from RefSeq and is a predicted model, not a curated record. Gene Ontology annotation, cellular component: plasma membrane. NCBI's taxonomy places the organism in Eukaryota, Metazoa, Chordata, Actinopteri, Salmoniformes, Salmonidae. Gene Ontology annotation, biological process: multicellular organism development. The transcript is spliced from 10 exons. Bases 344 to 1984 code for a protein of 546 amino acids.